Molecule: messenger RNA, 6723 nt
Organism: Fusarium tjaetaba
Lineage: Eukaryota; Fungi; Ascomycota; Sordariomycetes; Hypocreales; Nectriaceae
Product: URA2-multifunctional pyrimidine biosynthesis
Exons: 3
Coding region: 1-6723 (2240 amino acids)
Biological process (GO): UTP biosynthetic process; 'de novo' pyrimidine nucleobase biosynthetic process; L-citrulline biosynthetic process
Cellular component (GO): cytosol; cytoplasm
Molecular function (GO): dihydroorotase activity; aspartate carbamoyltransferase activity; metal ion binding
Source: RefSeq, a predicted model, not a curated record
AUGGCUUUGGUUCCUCAGCCUCCCGCCUCUGCGCGUCAGACUGGCGCCGAGGAUGAUGGCCUCGUCUGCCUCGAGCUUGAAGACGGCUCCUCCUUCCAGGGCUACAGCUUUGGUGCUCAGAAGAGCAUUGCUGGAGAGCUGGUCUUCCAAACGGGUAUGGUUGGCUAUCCUGAGUCCGUCACGGAUCCUUCGUACCGCGGCCAGAUCCUCGUCAUCACUUUCCCUCUUGUCGGAAACUAUGGUGUUCCCUCGCGCGAGGCCAUGGAUGAGCUCCUCGGCGAUCUGCCAGCUCACUUCGAGUCUAGCGAAAUCCACAUUGCCGGUCUAGUCACAGCUUCAUAUGCUGGCGAAGACUUCUCCCACUUCUUGGCCAAAUCCUCUCUGGGCACAUGGCUCAAGGAGCAGGGCGUUCCCGCCAUGUACGGUGUUGACACUCGAUCUUUGACCAAGAGAAUUCGUGAGAAGGGUAGCAUGUUGGGUAAGAUGCGCCUUGAGACCCGUGGCCUGACCAAUGGCUCUGCCAACGGCCAGGCUGACGAUGCCUUGGCUGCUUUGCCCACCGACCACUUUGAGGAGGUCGAAUGGGUCAACCCAAACACCAAGAACUUGGUGGCCGAAGUUUCCAUUAAGGCUCCCAAGCUCUACAAGCCUCCGACCUCGGUCGCCCGUAAGCACCCAUCUGGGCGUACUAUCCGUGUUUUGUGCCUCGAUGUCGGUAUGAAGUUUAAUCAGCUGAGGUGCUUCCUCAAGCGUGGUGUCGAGGUCCUUGUCUGUCCUUGGGACUACGAUAUCGCCAGCGCCAUUGACGAGUUCGACGGUCUCUUCCUCUCCAAUGGUCCCGGUGACCCCGCUAUGCUCGACAACGUCGUUAAGAACAUCGCUGCCGUCCUCGAGAAGAACGAAAUCCCUGUUUUUGGUAUCUGCUUGGGACAUCAGCUCCUCGCCCGUGCUGCUGGCGCCACCACCAAGAAGAUGAAGUUCGGUAACCGUGGUCACAACAUUCCUUGUACCAGCAUGGUUACUGGAAAAUGCCACAUCACUUCUCAGAACCACGGUUUCGCUGUCGACACUGACAGCCUGACCAAUGGCUGGAAAGAGCUCUUCGUCAACGCCAAUGAUGGCAGUAACGAGGGUAUCUUCCAUACUGAGAAGCCCUACUUCAGUGUGCAGUUCCACCCCGAGAGCACCCCUGGUCCUCGCGACACCGAGUUCCUCUUUGAUGUGUUCAUUAACACCAUGGCCAAUUGCGCUGAGAAGCCCGAGCUCCUCAAGGCCCCUGUCAGCUUCCCUGGCGGCACCAUCGAAGAGAACGAGCGUCUUCACCCUCGCGUUUCCGUUCGCAAGGUCCUCGUUCUUGGCAGUGGUGGUCUCAGCAUUGGUCAAGCUGGCGAGUUCGACUACUCUGGUAGCCAAGCUAUCAAGGCUUUGAAGGAGGAGGGUAUCUACACUGUUCUUAUCAACCCCAACAUUGCCACUAUCCAGACCUCAAAGGGCUUGGCUGACAAGGUUUACUUCCUCCCUGUCAACGCCGACUUCGUUCGAAAGGUCAUCCAGUAUGAGCGACCUGAUGCUAUCUAUGUGACCUUUGGUGGCCAGACCGCUCUUCAAGUUGGUAUCCAGCUCAAGGAUGAGUUCGAGUCUCUCGGUGUCAAGGUCCUUGGUACUCCGAUCGACACUAUCAUCACUACGGAGGAUCGUGAGCUCUUUGCCCGAAGCAUGGACUCUAUUGGCGAAAAGUGUGCAAAGUCCGCCUCUGCCAACAACAUCGACGAGGCGAUGCACGUCGUAAAGGACAUUGGUUUCCCCGUCAUUGUGCGUGCUGCCUAUGCCCUUGGUGGUCUCGGCAGUGGCUUCGCCAACAAUGAUGAGGAACUCAUGGAUCUCUGCAACAAAGCUUUCGCCGCCAGUCCCCAAGUUCUGAUUGAACGUAGUAUGAAGGGCUGGAAGGAGAUCGAGUACGAGGUUGUCCGUGAUGCUCAAGACAACUGCAUUACAGUUUGUAACAUGGAGAACUUCGACCCUCUCGGUAUCCACACCGGUGACUCUAUUGUUGUCGCUCCCUCGCAGACCUUGUCUGAUGAAGACUACAAUAUGCUGCGAACAACAGCUGUCAAUGUCAUUCGUCAUCUUGGCGUUGUCGGAGAGUGUAACAUUCAAUAUGCCCUGAAUCCCUUUUCCCGCGAGUACUGCAUUAUCGAGGUCAACGCCCGUCUGUCUCGAUCUUCUGCUCUUGCCUCUAAGGCUACAGGUUACCCUCUGGCCUUUAUCGCUGCCAAGCUUGGUCUUGGUAUUCCUCUCAAGGAGAUUAAAAACUCAGUCACCAAGUCCACCUGUGCUUGCUUCGAGCCCUCGCUCGAUUACGUCGUGGUCAAGAUGCCUCGAUGGGAUCUCAAGAAGUUUACCCGCGUGUCCACUCAGCUUGGUUCCUCCAUGAAGAGUGUGGGUGAAGUCAUGAGCAUUGGUCGAUCUUUCGAGGAGGCCAUCCAGAAGGCCAUCCGAGCCAUUGAUUUCCACAACCUCGGCUUCAAUGAGACGGAGGCCCUUAUGAGCAUUGAAGAUGAGCUCCAGACCCCCUCUGACCAGCGUCUAUUUGCCAUCGCCAACGCCAUGCACGAGGGAUACACUGUUGACAAGAUUUGGGAAUUGACCAAGAUCGACAAGUGGUUCCUUCGCAAGCUCAAGGGCUUGAGCGACUUCGCUAAGAGAAUGACUUGCUACAGCACAACCGACAUCACCACCAGCCCCUCUAUCCUUCUCCAGGCCAAGCGUCUGGGUUUCAGUGACCGUCAGCUCGCCAAAUUCUGGAGCUCCAACGAGAUUGCUGUCCGUCGCCUGCGACUUGAGGCUGGUAUUCAGCCCUUCGUCAAGCAGAUCGACACCGUCGCUGCUGAAUUCCCUGCCUUUACAAAUUACCUCUACAUGACCUACAAUGCCUCUGAUCACGAUGUCAACUUCGACGAUCAUGGUGUCAUGGUCCUCGGCUCUGGUGUUUACCGCAUUGGUUCAUCAGUCGAGUUCGAUUGGUGUUCAGUCCGAGCUAUUCGAACCCUUCGCGCUACCGGUUUCAAGACAAUCAUGGUCAACUAUAACCCGGAGACGGUUAGUACAGAUUACGACGAAGCCGAUAAGCUUUACUUCGAGAACAUCAACCUCGAAACAGUCCUGGACAUUUACCAGCUGGAGAACUCAAGCGGUGUUUUGGGUGCUAUGGGUGGUCAAACCCCCAACAACAUUGCACUCCCAUUGCACCGCGCUGGUGUCAAGGUUCUGGGCACUUCGCCCGAGAUGAUUGACAAUGCCGAGAACCGAUACAAGUUCUCUCGUAUGCUGGACCGCAUCGAGGUCGAUCAACCUACCUGGAAGGAGCUUACUAGCUUUGCUGAAGCUCAGGAGUUCUGUAACGCUGUUUCUUAUCCCGUACUGGUUCGACCCUCGUACGUCCUCUCGGGUGCUGCUAUGAAUACAGUUUACUCUGAGAAGGAUCUCAAGAACUAUUUGGACCAGGCUGCUGAAGUUUCUCGGGAGCACCCUGUCGUUAUCACCAAGUACAUUGAGAAUGCCAAGGAAAUUGAGAUGGACGCCGUUGCCAAGGACGGUAAGGUUAUUGGACACUUUAUCUCCGAGCACGUCGAGAACGCUGGUGUUCACUCUGGUGAUGCUACCCUUAUCUUGCCUCCUCAAGAUUUGGAAGCCACCACCAUUGAGCGUAUUGAGGAGGCUACUCGCAAGAUUGGCCAGGCCCUCAACGUCACUGGUCCUUUCAACAUUCAGUUCAUUGCCAAGGACAACGACAUCAAGGUCAUCGAGUGUAACGUUCGUGCCUCACGUUCGUUCCCCUUCGUAUCCAAGGUCAUGGGUGUUGACUUGAUCGAGAUGGCCACCAAGGCCAUCAUGGGCCAGCCUUUCCAGGCCUACCCUCCCACUGAUCUUGCCCCCAACUGCGUCGGUGUCAAGGUCCCUCAAUUCAGUUUCUCCCGUCUUUCCGGUGCCGAUCCCGUACUGGGUGUCGAGAUGGCCUCUACAGGUGAGGUUGCUUGCUUCGGUGUUGACAAGAAUGAGGCCUAUCUGAAGGCCUUGAUGUCUACUGGUUUCAAGAUCCCCAAGAAGAACAUCCUCCUGUCCAUUGGAUCUUACAAGGACAAGCGUGAGAUGCUUCCUUCUGUCCAGAAGCUUGAGAAGCUUGGCUACAAGCUGUUUGCUACUUCCGGUACCGCCGAUUUCCUCCAGGAGCAUGGCGUUCAGUGUCAAUACCUUGAGGUUCUCGGUAAGGAGGAGGACCGCAGCUCUGAAUUCUCUCUCACCCAGCAUCUGGCCAAGAACACCAUUGAUCUGUACAUCAACUUGCCUUCCAACAACAAGUACCGUCGUCCUGCCAACUACAUGAGUAAGGGUUACCAGACUCGACGUAUGGCUGUUGAUUACCAGAUCCCUCUCGUUACCAACGUCAAGAACGCCAAAAUUCUCGUUGAGGCCAUUGCCCGCCACUUCGAGCUUGAGGUUUCUAAGCGCGAUUACCAGACCAGCCACCGUACCAUCGUGCUGCCUGGUCUAAUCAACAUCGCAGCUUUUGUUCCAGGUAUCGCUACUGCCAGCAAUGAUGACCUUCAGACAGUGACAAAGGCCUCUAUUUCUGCUGGUUUCAGCAUGAUCCGGGUUAUGCCUCUGGGUGUUGAUGGCGCCAUCACUGAUGCCCUCACUUUGAAGACCGCUCAGCAGAACAGCCGACGGGGUGGCUACUGUGAUUACAACUUUUCUGUGGCCGCUACCUCGGACAAUGCUGAUCAGAUCAGCCAUGUUACUGGCGAGGUUGGCUCACUCUUCAUUCCUUUCAACCACCUCUCUGGCAACAUCAGUAAGGUUGCUGCUGUCACUGCUCACUUCGAUUCUUGGCCUACACACAAGCCUAUCGUCACCGAUGCUAAGCUGACCGACUUGGCCUCUAUUCUCCUCCUUGCCAGCCUCCACAACCGUCGCAUUCAUGUUACUUCGGUCACCAACAAGGAUGAUAUCAAGCUUAUCGCCCUUAGCAAGGCCAAGGGACUCCAAGUCACCUGCGACGUCUCGAUCUACUCUCUGUACAUCAACCGUGACGAGUACCCUGAGUGCGAGCGUCUGCCCACUGUAGCUGAUCAGAAGGCACUCUGGCAGCACAUGUCGACCAUUGAUGUGUUCUCCAUUGGUAGUCUGCCUUACCGCCUGGCUACUUCGCUCGGCCACAAGGGUGAUCCUCAUAUGGGUAUCUCUGAUGCUCUCCCUCUGCUACUCACUUCAGUUGCUGAGGGUCGUUUGACUGUUGACGACAUCAAGGAACGCCUUUACACCAACCCUAUGGAGAUCUUCGAGCUCCACGAUCAAUCCGGUACCACCAUUGAGGCUGAGAUUGAUCGCCCCUACACCGUGGCUCCUGGGACCUUCUGGUCUCCCUUUGUGGGUCGGACUAUGCGUGGAUCUGUCCAAAGAGUCACUUUCCAGAACACCACUGUCUGUCUUGAUGGUGAAGUUUUGCCUGUCUCGCCUCAGGGUAAGGACAUGUCUUCGCAUAUCGCUCCUCCUAUGUCGCCCCCAGUCAAGCCCACCACCUCGAUCGCUCAAGCCACCGAUUCUCCCCAAGCCCGCCGCCUGUCCAUGCUGGGUGGCUUUCAGCCUCUGAACCGUCUCCGCGGUGUCGAUACUGGUGCUGUUGGCGCUACUCUGCCUUCGCCUGCUCGUGGUGCUGCUCCUGUUGACGAGCUCGCCCCUGGCCUCCAGCUCCAGCCCCUGGUCAGCUCUUCUCUGCAGCAGCUCCUGGCUCAGCCUUCGUCGUUCAAGAACACACACGUCCUGUCCGUCAAGUCUUACAGCCGAGCUGAUCUCCACCUGCUCUUCACCGUUGCUCAGGAGAUGCGUCUUGGUGUCCAGCGCGAAGGUGUCUUGAACAUCCUUCGAGGCCGCGUUUUGACCACGCUCUUCUACGAGCCCUCAACUCGCACGUCGGCUUCGUUCGAUGCUGCUAUGCAACGUCUUGGUGGACGCACCAUCGCCAUCUCCACUUCUCACUCUUCUGUCCAGAAGGGUGAGACUCUCCAGGAUACUCUCCGUACUCUGGCUUGCUAUGGUGAUGCUGUUGUUCUCCGUCACCCUGAGGAGACCAGCGUCCAUGUUGCUGAGAAAUACAGCCCUGUCCCUGUGAUCAAUGGUGGCAACGGAAGCAAGGAGCACCCCACGCAGGCUUUCCUUGAUCUCUUCACCAUCCGUGAGGAGUUGGGUACCGUACAGGGCUUGACCAUCACCUUCCUGGGUGAUCUUCUUUAUGGCCGACCUGUGCACUCUCUUGUAUACCUACUGAGACAUUACCACGUCCAGGUCCAGCUAGUCGCCCCCAAGGCUCUGGCUUUGCCACCUAAGGUCCGAGAGCAGCUCGUUGCUUCCGGCCAACUUCUCUGCGAGUCUGAGACUCUCACACCCGAGAUCCUGGCUCGUAGUGAUGUCCUGUACUGCACACGUGUGCAGCGGGAGCGCUUCCCCAACGAGGAGGAGUACCAGCGCGUUAAGAACUCUUACCGAGUGGACAACGCUUCGCUCAAGCAUGCUAAGAGCUCUUCAAUUGUUAUGCACCCUCUCCCUCGCAACGAGGAGGUUGCCGAGGAGGUCGACUUCGACCAGCGGGCUGCAUACUUCCGACAGAUGCGCUAUGGCCUCUACUGCCGCAUGGCUCUGUUGGCGUUAGUUAUGGCUGAUUCGUAA